Messenger RNA from Hypomesus transpacificus, 1460 nucleotides. RefSeq names its product serglycin (gene srgn). The coding region runs from base 150 to 824 and encodes 224 amino acids. Lineage: Eukaryota; Metazoa; Chordata; Actinopteri; Osmeriformes; Osmeridae. The transcript has 3 exons. The record is from RefSeq and is a predicted model, not a curated record.
AAGACGUCUUAUUUCAGGAAACAAUGACGCAUAAAUGGGCAGGGUUUUAAAGUAUUUCGCCAUUAAGUUGAUAUAUAAUAUCCACACACCACAGGAGCAGUCAAUAUUUAGAAUAUAUCGUACUAUUUUGUUUUCGUAUAUCGAAAACAAUGACGGGCUUACUGAAAAUGAAGAUGUUCGUAUCACUGAUCGUCCUUUACGUUCUUUUGGAUAACGGACUCGGUGCCCCAGCCUCUGGCCCAGGCAAAGGCAGGUACAUGUGGAUCAAGUGUCGUCCAAAUGGUCAGAAUGCCAACUGCAUCAAACAGAGAGGACCAUUGCAGGAUCUACCAGGACUCCCAGACAGACUUCCAGCAUCUGCUGUCAAGGACCUACUGAAUAAGAACCCUGCGCUUGACGAGCAGGAGGCAACCGGCCUCGAAUGGAAAGAUCAGCAGGAGGAGGAUCAGAAGGUGGAGGAGGCAGUGCAGGAGGAACAAGAAGAGGAGGUGGAGGAGGCAGUGCAGGAGGAACAAGAAGAGGAGGUGGAGGAGGCAGUGCAGGAGGAACAAGAAGAGGAGGCGAAGGAGGAAGGACAGGAAGACGUGUAUGAGGACGAGUUAGAAGAGGAUGUUGAUGAGGAAGAAUACCAGUAUGAGGUAGACCCAGUUCUGGUGGAGCCUGUGGAGGAGCAAUCUGGGGAGGGCUCAGCCGCUGGACCUUUCCUCAAUGACCAGGGCUCUGGGGAGUUAGACUACUCCAGCUUUGUCUUUCCUGAGAAGGUCAUGAUAGAUCAGGUCAUACCUCCAGUUCAGGAGAUGAAAGAAGACCUCCUUCUCCUGUAGAGUUAUUGCAGAGAACAGCAAUACUUCUGAAAUGGCUCGUACUGUUUUAAGUGAUUCCUUAUCUGGCAACAUAUCUAAACAUCAUAUGAACGAUGGUAAAUGCCCGAUUUGAUACAUUUACUGUAUAUAAAACUGUCCUAUAAAAGGGCUGUUCUGUGUAGGAUAAGCUUAAUUUGCACCUCAUUUUCCAAAAUUUGUUAAGAAUAUCUUUUUUUAUAUCGUCAUUUGUAUUCAUUUGAUUAAACCAGUGACCUUUAUAUACAUAACCUCUGUGCACAUAAACGGAUUUGAAGGGAUUUUGUGUUUUUUCUUUGCUUGCUGUAUUGAGACAGUUACAGUAAUCAAUAUAGCACCUUUGCCCCCCCCCCCCCCCCCCAAAAGCCUAUAGUCUAUAAGCAAUACGUUAUUUAAAAGUUUCGAUGUAGAUCUCAGUUUAAAAUAAUCUGUAACCAGGCUUAAUUUCUGUCCUAAAACCUAGCCUAUCAUAUGUUAUUAGGUGCAAGACUGCAUAGCUACUACUAAAUAUCUGUAGUGGUCACAAUUAGACAUGUUAUCACUCUUUUCUUGUCUUAUUUCUAACAAUGGGAUGAAAAACAAGUGUAUGGAGGAUUAAAUAAAGAAACAUUUGGAACCAAA